CUAAUCUGACGCCAUAUUGCCGUAGUAAUAGAAACUCUGUGUUAUUGUUUUGUGAAAUCAGUGUUGUGUCGUUGUUUUUUCUUCAUUUUUACGGCAAAAAAGAUUAAUAACAAAAUAUUAUUAAUCUCUUUCUUCUUCAAUCAACUCAACGGUGACGACAUCCCAAUCUGUGUCGUAUAUGUGUGUAUCAUUUUCUGGAACAAAAAUUGGGCAAAUCAUCACAACUUGCAAAAAAAAAUCAAAACGUAUCUCUCCCAACAAUUGUAAUUGUAUUAUACAUACAUUUUGUUGGGACUUCGCAUCUUUUUCACAAUGGAUCAAUUACAUCAGUCAAGGAGUCUCAAUCUAAAACAAUCAACAAUGGUAACUGAAGAUCUUUAUGCCCCACUAUCACCAUGUCCCAUUCCUGAUAUCAGUGAUGAUGAAUUGGUUUCCAUUUCCGUGCGCGAUUUAAAUCGUACUCUAAAAAUGCGCGGAUUAAAUCGUGAAGAGAUUGUACGCAUGAAACAACGUCGUCGUACUCUUAAAAACCGUGGCUACGCUGCCAGUUGUCGCAUCAAACGUAUCGAGCAAAAAGAUGUUUUAGAAACGGAAAAAAGUCAUGAAUGGACCGAAUUGGAACAAAUGCAUGAGGAAAAUGAACAAUGUAGUCGUGAAAUUGAAAAUUGGAAAAAGAAAUAUGCUGCCCUGUUACAAUUUGCGGCCCACAAUGAUAUUCCAAUACCACAGGAAUUGGAAACGUGUUAGACCGUUUUAUUUUCCUUUUUGGUUGCUUCCACAGUGAAGCGGUGAUUGAAGUACAAGUUUUUUCCUAUAGUUUUAUUUCUAUAAUGUAAUGUUAGUUUUAAUGAAAGUGUAGUUAGCACAACUACACUUGCAUUGUAUACGUCCUCUGUAAAAUAAGUUAUAUACAAAAAUAUAUAAAAUAAUUGUAUCUACAAUAAUUUAAAAACAAA
Molecule: messenger RNA, 956 nt
Organism: Musca domestica (house fly)
Lineage: Eukaryota; Metazoa; Arthropoda; Insecta; Diptera; Muscidae
Gene: maf-S
Product: transcription factor MafK
Exons: 3
Coding region: 313-747 (144 amino acids)
Biological process (GO): regulation of transcription by RNA polymerase II
Cellular component (GO): nucleus
Molecular function (GO): DNA-binding transcription factor activity, RNA polymerase II-specific; RNA polymerase II cis-regulatory region sequence-specific DNA binding
Source: RefSeq, a predicted model, not a curated record